Molecule: messenger RNA, 1164 nt
Organism: Bicyclus anynana (squinting bush brown)
Lineage: Eukaryota; Metazoa; Arthropoda; Insecta; Lepidoptera; Nymphalidae
Product: juvenile hormone epoxide hydrolase-like
Exons: 7
Coding region: 1-1164 (387 amino acids)
Biological process (GO): epoxide metabolic process
Molecular function (GO): epoxide hydrolase activity
Source: RefSeq, a predicted model, not a curated record
AUGCAGCACAAUGCUGAGCUGAUGGCAAAGUUUUCCAUCACAUGGUGCCUCGCCCUUGCGAGUGUGGCGGCGAUCGUCAGCGCGCAGUCGGUGCCACAAAUGGACGAGGACGAGUGGUGGGGGCCGCCGGAGCAGGAGAUAGAUACUGAACAGUUGCAGCAGAAAAAGUCCAUCAGGCCCUUUUCGAUCACUAUCUCGCAAGAUGAAAUCGAUUAUCUCAGAAAAAGACUCCUAAACCACCGCAGCUUCGUACCACCACUAGAGGACAGCAACUUCGAGUACGGCUUCAACCCUGACCAGCUGGACGUCUGGGCGCAGUACUGGGCCAACGAGUACAACUUCACUCGGGCGGAGGAGGUGCUCAACGCGUACCCGCAGUACAAGGUCAAUGUACAAGGUCUGGAUAUGCACUUCAUCUGGGUAAAACCUCAGGUGCCUGAAGGCGUGACGUCGGUACCCCUGCUCCUGCUGCACGGCUGGCCGAGCUCUGUGCGCGCGUACCACGACUCUAUACCGAUCCUAACCACACCCAGCGAUGGAUUAGUAUUCGAAGUUAUCGUCCCAAGUUUGCCUGGAUUUGGAUUUUCAGAUGCAGCAGUUCGUCCAGGAAUGGGCCCAGUACAGAUGGCAGUCGUGCUCAAAAACUUAAUGAAAGCACUCGGCCACAAGAAGUUUUACGUCCAAGGAGAAGAUUGGGGAGCAGUGAUUGGCAGACAGUUGUCCACGCUGUACCAGGAUGAUAUAUUGGGCUUCCACAGCGCACAACUCACUGUACUGACCAACUGCGUCGAAGUGAAGACACUGCUCGCGGGUUACAUCGGAUCCCUUCAGAUAGACCUUCAUCAGUUCAACAGAACCGCCUCUACUGACCUGGCGGAGGAGACUGGGUACAUACAUCUGCAGGCGACCAAACCUGACUCUGUGGGCGUGGGUCUCUCAGAUUCGCCCAUCGGUCUCUGCGCCUGGAUGCUGGAGAAGUUCUCGACCUGGUCCCGGCGCGACAACCGGCUGCUGGCGGACGGCGGGCUGCUCAACCACUUCACGCGCGACCAGCUGCUGGACAACGUGAUGGUGUACUGGCUGUCCAACAGCAUGACCAGCGCCAUGAGGAUAUACGCCGAGUACUUCAGUAACGCGCAACGAGCGUUGGGGAUAGAAGAGUAA